UGUUUACGAUAGCACAAACCUGUGACUGUAGGUUUAAAGAGAGAAUUUCUCCUCCUCACUGACGCAUUUUCUUUAUUUUUUUAAUGGAUACCCCUGAAAGCGUCCGUAUGAAUCCUGUUCCAGUAGCUGUCCCACUCGGUAGUCCGGUUGGUUGACGGUGAUACGGCUCUAAACCGGCAGGAGCCGCUUGUUUACCGCAUGCCCGUGGCCCGGUGGAGUUCGGUUCAUCGCCACAGAUCGGGGCGCAGUUCGGGGGAGCGGAGCCCGGGUGUCGGAGGGUCCCUCCGGGAUGUGCUCGGUGGUCGGAUGUGACUCGUGGCGUCGCGGCGUUGAGCGCUUCCGGCUCCCGGAGGACCCGGAGAGGAGGCUGGAGUGGGUCCAGUUCGUGCUGGAGGUGAACGGACAGCGUCUGAAGGAGUCCUCCUGGACCGAGAUCAGCAUCUGCUGCGAGCAUUUCGCCGAGGACUGCCUGGAGAGCCCCACCGUGUCCGCCGGAGAGGCGCGGCUCAAGUCCGGCGCCGUGCCGUCGCAGAUGGAGGGCAGCACCGAGAAGUGGACCGACAGCGAGGUCCGGGAUCUGCUGCACCUGUUCGGCUGCAGGGAGAUCCAGCGGGACGACACCAGGAGGAACCUGAAGGUGUACGCCAGCAUCUCUGAACAGCUGGCGCUGCGGGGGGUCCACCGCACGGCCAAGCAGUGCCGCGAGAAGAUCAAGAAGCUCAAGCAGGACUACAAGAAGGUGAAGGAUCAAAACAUCAGGAGCGGCUACGAAAGGAAGACCAACAAAUGGUACGAGAAGAUGGACGCCAUCCUCGGACACCGGCCGGAGUUUGCGGCCAAUCCGGCGGCUGCAGCCGGGCUGGAGGGAGUCAUCCCCCAGAGCAGAGGCCGCAGCCCUGCUACUGACACAACCAUCAAGGCAGAGGCAGCUGCACUUGAUGGGCCAGAAGAAGGAUUUUUAAAUGAAGCCCCUUCCACCAGCAGCAUAUCCACAGAUUGUUCGACUUCAGGCUCUCCUUGUCCUCCGCCAACCUGCACAUCUCCUCCUUGCCUUUCAACCAGCAGCUCCAAGCCAUCAACCAGCUACACAAGCCAACCCAGCUCUCCUUUACCCAGACCAGCACGGAAGAGAAAGAGGGAGGAGCCAAGCCUGCAGCGUUUGGUGAAGCAGCUGCUCCAAAAAGACGAGGAGGACCGCCGAACCAGCCAGAAAACCAUGAAUCAGCUGCUUGCGAUGCUCAAGGAGCAGAAUGCCAGAGAAGCCGAAGAGCGCGAGCGACAACGGGCCGAGGCAGCUGAAGAAAGACGCAGACAGGAUACAUUUCAUAAAUUGCUCGGCAUGUUGCUUCUUAGAUUGACGGAAACCUCACAGCAACCAACACACCCUACAUUGGACUGACUUUUUCUGUACAGAAAAUCCCAAAAAUCUCAACAUGUUGAACGUAUGUAUAUAGUUUUGUUUAAAAAUAAAGAUAUUCCAAGACAUAUAAAUUACUUCCCAUUUGAGUAUAAUGAAGCCAUGAAAGGCUGGGAGACAUGUAAAGUAGAAAGAUGCUGAGAAUUUUGUUUUAUCUGUUUAUCCAGGGUCUGCCACCUAUUUAAACAUUUGUUUUAGUUUAUUCGUACCUAAAUAGUAUAGUGCAGGGCAGGCAAUGCAGUGAAAUAAACCGAUAUUCUGCUGGUGCAAUAAUACAGAAACGAC
This is a messenger RNA of Salarias fasciatus (jewelled blenny), 1702 nucleotides long. RefSeq lists its product as uncharacterized. The record is from RefSeq and is a predicted model, not a curated record. The transcript is spliced from 3 exons. Lineage: Eukaryota; Metazoa; Chordata; Actinopteri; Blenniiformes; Blenniidae. The coding region runs from base 290 to 1399 and encodes 369 amino acids.